Brassica napus (rape) is the source of this 2422-nucleotide messenger RNA. Its product is annotated as F-box protein At2g40910-like. Lineage: Eukaryota; Viridiplantae; Streptophyta; Magnoliopsida; Brassicales; Brassicaceae. The coding region runs from base 735 to 2126 and encodes 463 amino acids. Gene Ontology annotation, molecular function: protein binding. The transcript is spliced from 2 exons. The record is from RefSeq and is a predicted model, not a curated record.
CAGAUUGGUGAACAUAUUUUUCUGUAACUUAACAUAUAUUGAUUCGGCUUUAAAAAAUAUCUUGAUUCGACUUGACAUAUAUACUAGGGGUUCCUUGUAAAACUAUGACCAGUGAAGAUAUAUUAUCCUUUUAAAACUCUGAACUUUUAACAUAUAUUAGAUUUUGACCUGCGGUUGAAAGUGCAUAUUUUUUUUUGUUAUAAUAAAUUUUGAUAUAAAUUAGUAUUUUGUGAUUAUUUUACAUUAUUAUGUUACAAAGUUAAAUUAUGUAAAAGAAAUAAUUUUUAAAAAAAUAUAUAAUUCAUGAAUUACUUUAUUUGGAAUUCUGUAUAAAUCUUAUGUAAUUUUUUCUUACGAAUGGGUAUUUUAUAUAGACCCUGAAAAACCAAACCAAAAUUAACUCGAAAAUACUGGUUCAUAUCGGAUCCAGAGAAAAAUACGUAUUUUUUUGGAAAUACGGGUUUCUGUUCGUGUCUGAGACCUAUCCGAAAUCCGAUUGGGAGCCAAUGUACCCAAAACGUCUCCGAUGUCGAUUUUAUGCAGUUUUAUUAAUCAAAUAAUUCAAAGAAGUUUUGAAUUUUGGUUAUAAGGCGUGGCCCACAUUAAAAUAAGUUUUGAUGUGACAUUUUUCCUUUUGUCAACACAAGUUUUACAAAAAAAAAUUGUAUUUUAGACAAUAAAAUAGUACUUUUACACAUUAGGUCUUUUCUGACGGACAGCGCCGGUGCAGAACUAUGAACUUAAGGGUCAAAGAGAUGAACAGAGGAGCAAGGAAUCUGAAACAACCAGCUUCCGAGCAGGAUUUCACGCAAUGUCAGAGUAUUUCCCAGAUAAGGGAUGCAAAAGCAGACAACAACUCAUCAACAUUGUUUAAACGGAAGAAAAGAAGAGCUAAUCGCGCGUAUAACCUGUUGGUCAUGGGCUGUUAUUUGGGUCUACCUCUCAGAACAAAAAGAAGAAGAAGAAGAAGAUAUAUGUCCGAGAUUCCUCUCGAUCUCUUGGUCGAAAUUCUCAUCAGACUGCCGGGAAAGUACUUGGCAAGGUCCAAGUGCGUCUCAAAGCAGUGGUCAUCCCUCGUCUCUUCUCGGUAUUUUUGCGAACGUUUACUUACGAUCACACAACGGAAACAACAACCACAUCUAUACAUGUGUUUGGUGGAUAGAGACGGGCAACGUGAACUUCUGUCCAUGUCAUCAACGUCUCCAGACAACACUUGUUUCGUGGUCGACCAAGAUUUGAGCAUCCCAGGGAUGGGAGGCUACUUCUUGAACGGCCUCCACGGCUUGAUGUGUUUCUCAAUGGGGGAAAAAGUUUGUAUAUACAACCCCAGCACCGGACAGCGUUUGACCUUACCCAAGAUAAAGCCCGACAUCAUAGCCGAACCAGGUCAAAUUAGGUGUGUUCAGCAGAACCAUAUCGGAUACGACCCUGUUGAUAAUCAGCACAAACUAUUAUCCACAAUUGUUAUACAUUCGGACAAUUUGGUUAAUCUGCAGACAGAGCACUGGGUGUUCGUGCUAGAACCAGGAGCUUCUUGGAAAAAAGUUGUUCCCCCUGAGAAUUAUCGUCAUCAUGUUCCUUUCAUACCAGGCAUAUCUAUCAGUGGAUCAGUAGUAUAUUAUUUGGCUUGGCUUGAUAUGGACACUCAUGCAAUUGUGAGUUUUGACGUUAGGUCUGAAGAGUUUACUACCAUCAUAGCACCUUUGGUGGAUGUUAGAUAUCUUAUUCCUGCAUUUGAGAUGAGGGCAGAACUUAUAGAAUAUGGUGGAAAAAUAACUAUUUUCGAAUAUAGCUACUUAAAAACUGAGGGUACGACGGUAUUAUGGGUAUUGGAAGAUGCUGAGAAAAAGGAAUGGUCAACGAGGAACCUUGUUUUGCAGCCUUGUCAGAUGCAUUUAGUCCAAGAUAUUGAAUUGAUUGUAAAGGGCACAACUCAAGACAACAAAGUUAUCUUAGCACCUAUGGAUGUGCAUUCAUCUGGAUUCUACAUUUUGCGUUAUGAUUUGCAAAGCAAUGACUUGAGUAAGGUUGAAAUCAAAGGAAUACCACACCUAUGGUUUGACAAAGAGUGCUACUUUGACUUGAGGUUGGUGAAUGAGAGUAGUGUCAUCUACUUGGAAACUUGACCACUAGCUUUUUAAUAUGAAUUAGAUUUUGACCCGCGGGUUCUUUUGUUAUAACAAAUUUUGAUAUGAAUUAGUAUUGUGUGAUUGUUUUACAUUAUUAUGUUAUAAAGUCGAAUUAUAUAAAAUAAAUAAUUUUUAAAAAUAUUAUAUAAUUCAUGAAUUACUUUAUUUGGAAUUUUGUAUAAAUCUUAUGUAAUUCUCUUUUGCGCAUGGGUAUUUUACAUGGACCCCGAAAAACCAAACCAAAAUCAACUCAAAAAUUCUGGUUCGGUUCGCAUCGGAUCCAGAGAAAAAUA